AUGUCCACUACCGUCCCUACUCUUCAGAAAAUCGAGCAGCCAGAGACUAUCUUGAAGAAGCGUAAGCAGGACAACAAGGCUAGGGAGGAGAAGCUGGCCAAGGCUGCUGAUGCAAAGAAGGCGCAACAAGCAAAGCGCAAGGUCAUCUUCAAGCGUGCAGAGCAGUACGUCAAGGAGUACAGAAUCAGAGAAGCUGAGGAAGUCCGCUUGAAGCGUGUUGCUCGUGCCAACGGCGACUUCUACGUCCAACCACAGCCAAAGGUUUACUUUGCGAUUCGUCUGCGUGGUGUUUCAAACAUUGCACCAAAGCCACGUAAGGUUAUGCAGCUCUUGCGUCUCCUUAAGAUCAACUCCGGUGUCUUUAUCAAGGUAAACAGAGCCACCGAGCAGAUGCUUAAGAUGGUUGAGCCAUAUGUCGCAUACGGUGAACCAAACUUGAAGUCCAUCCGUGAAUUGAUCUACAAGCGUGGAUAUGGUAAGGUGAACAAGCAACGUAUCCCUCUCCAAGACAACAGCAUCAUUGAGAAGGAACUCGGUCAAUACGACAUACUCUCAAUUGAAGAUUGCAUCCACGAGGUUGCCACCGCUGGCCCACACUUCAAGCAAGUCACCAACUUCUUGUGGCCAUUCCACCUCAGCUCUGCAAACGGCGGUUACAGACCACGUAAGCUCCUUCACUUUGUUGAAGGUGGUGAUGUUGGUAACAGAGAGAAGUUUGUCAACGAUCUCAUCCGUAAGAUGAACUAA
Messenger RNA from Wallemia ichthyophaga EXF-994, 747 nucleotides. RefSeq names its product 60S ribosomal protein L7-B. Gene Ontology annotation, biological process: maturation of LSU-rRNA from tricistronic rRNA transcript (SSU-rRNA, 5.8S rRNA, LSU-rRNA). The coding region runs from base 1 to 747 and encodes 248 amino acids. The transcript has a single exon. Gene Ontology annotation, cellular component: cytosolic large ribosomal subunit. Gene Ontology annotation, molecular function: RNA binding; structural constituent of ribosome. Lineage: Eukaryota; Fungi; Basidiomycota; Wallemiomycetes; Wallemiales; Wallemiaceae. The record is from RefSeq and is a predicted model, not a curated record.